Messenger RNA from Colletotrichum destructivum, 1694 nucleotides. Its product is annotated as Putative queuosine salvage protein family. The record is from RefSeq and is a predicted model, not a curated record. The coding region runs from base 348 to 1448 and encodes 366 amino acids. Lineage: Eukaryota; Fungi; Ascomycota; Sordariomycetes; Glomerellales; Glomerellaceae. The transcript has 2 exons.
UUGUAACAGGGGGAUCAAGGAGAGUGGCCGGGAAGAGACUGUAGAAGGUUCAUCAUUUGGGGGGCUUCUGGGAUGAUGGCCGCCUGCAAUUGACCGGUGAUCCAACAAGGAAAAAACAAACGGGUCAGUGCAGUGCAGCGGUAUGGGUCUCUCUUCGAGCCUGAAUAGUCCGAAGUUCAACCUGUGCUGCCCCCGUCGUUCCCCCAGCGAAAGGAUCACAAAGCAGCAGGCCGUCAGAAGCAUCGAGUUGCAGCCAAGCCCAAGGUCGCAUUCUUGCAGAUCCCGCAAAGACAAAAGCCGGACCGCAUUCGAUCCCAGGAGGAGCCCCCCGCACAGGCAGGCUCAUCAUGUCCGACGACGAGGCCGAUCCAGAGCUCCUGGCCCUCCUCCGCCAGCAUUUCCAGGGCAAGCUCAAUAUCGACGAUGAGCCGGAGACGGGCGUCCUCGAGGGCGCCGAAUUCGUUUACGACAACUCCAUCGAUGUUGCCAUCGACAUGAGGUCCACCAAACGCGCCGCCGCCACCAUCUACGCCCAGAUGGAGCAAAAGCAGUACUCGACCUCGACCUGGGCCGAGCACGAGCUGCAUCCCAAGGCCAAGGACGAGGCCACCGCCGCCUUCGUCUUCACCAUGGACCUGCUCAACUUCUGCUUCUGGUCCGAGAAGCCCGACGACGAGAGGUUUGCCGUCGAGUACCGUGGCAGGACGUGGACUGGCUACUGGAGCAUGGUUGCCUCGCUGCAGCGCGCUCUCGAUGAGGACAUUCCCAUCACCAGCCCCGACUUUUGGCAAAGCGAGGACGAGUGCACCAUGGAGCUCAUGAGGCAUGUUUUCCGCUCCAAGACGGACGAGGAGAUGCCCUUGCUCGAGGAGCGCCUGGCAUGCCUGCGCGAAGCCGGCACCGUGCUGUACGAGAUGUACAAUUGCAGCGUCACGAAGCUCAUCGAGGCCGCCAACGGCUCCGCCGCUAGGCUCGUCAAUCUCCUCGCCCGGGACUUUGACUGUUUCCGUGAUGAGCACAAGUUUGAGGGCCGUCGGAAACCCGUGAGAAUUCUCAAGAGGGCGCAGAUCCUCGUGGCAGACAUUUGGGCGUGCUUUGGCGGUGAGGGCAUCGGUGCCUUCAGGGAUAUUGACAAGAUUACAAUGUUCGCCGACUACCGCGUUCCACAAAUCCUCAACACCAUGGGCUGUCUGUAUUAUAGCCCUUCGCUGGCGACGGCUAUCGUUGACAAGCGAGUCAUCGAGAGUGGAUCGAGGCUGGAGUUGCAGAUGAGAGCGUGCAGUAUCUGGUGCGUCGAGCUCAUCAAGCGGGAGAUCCAGAGGGAGCAUCCCGGAACAAGCGUCAACGCCAUUCUGAUUGAUUUCUUCCUAUAUGAUACCAUGAAGGAGCUGGAGGCCGCCGGUACAGAGACGGUAGGCCAUCACCGUACGAGAAGCAUAUGGUACUAGAGCAGCUCAAUGUUACUGUGAAGAUGACGUGACAAUAAAUGCCUCUGGAAAGGGGUAUAAUUCCGGGUCGCUGUUAUCCAGCUUAGCUAAUAUCGUGCGGCUACGUGUACAGCAAUCCUCUUCUCGCAUGCCUCGUAAAUCCUUGCUGCAAGCCGUUUACUUGAAGGGACUGGUUCAUAAAGUCAUUGUGUCAAACUCCAAACUCCCCUGCUUUCAUCGUGAUCGCACACUUCACGCUCUUAAUCU